CAUCCCCCAGCCACAAGCACGCCCAGCAUGUCCUCCUACGACAAGAAGUUCAUCCAGCAGUGUGCAGAAACCUGGAUUGCCAUCGGCACGUGCGCAGACACGAUCGGCCAGGUCGAGAAGGCUGUCGAGGCCUUCUCGACCGUCCUACGCUACACCCCCAACAACGCCAAGGCCCUCACCCACUUGGCUCACGUGUACAGAACAAGAGACGCCUACGCCGAGGCCGCAGACCUCUACCGCAGAGCACUCGCCCUCGACCAGCACAACGGCGAAACAUGGGGCCUCCUCGGCCACUGCUACCUCAUGCUAGACGACCUCCAAUCUGCAUACACAGCCUACCAGCAGGCCCUCCUCAACCUCCAGAACUUGUCCGUGCCUAAGCUCUGGCACGGCAUCGGAAUCUUGUAUGACAGAUACGGCUCCUUGGAAUACGCCGAGGAGGCCUUUGUGCGGGUCUUGGAAAUGGACCCCAACUUCGAUAAGGCCAACGAGGUCUACUUCAGACUCGGCAUCAUAUACAAGCUACAGGGGAAGCUCCAGAAAGCCUUGGAGUGCUUCCAGUACAUCCUGAACAGACCCCCAGCACCCUUGACCCAGACCGACGUCUGGUUCCAAAUUGGUACCGUUCUCGAGCAAAACAGAGACUUCACCGGUUCUAAGGAAGCUUACGAAAGAGUGCUCCAGUCAAGUCCUAACCAUUCCAAGGUUCUCCAGCAGUUGGGAGGACUCUACUCCCAACCAGAGGCACCUUUCUAUGACCUAGACAUUGCCCUCCAGCUUUUGAACCAGUCCAUCGAAUUGAACAACUCAGACGCACAUUCCUGGUACUAUCUUGGUAGAGUUUACAUGUCCAAACAGGAUUAUCCAAACGCUUACGAGUCCUUCCAACAUGCAGUCAACUUGGAUUCAAGAAACCCAACCUUCUGGUGUUCCAUCGGUGUUUUGUACUACAAGAUAUCCCAGUACAAGGACGCUUUGGACGCAUACACUAGAGCAAUCAGAUUGAAUCCUUACCUAUCCGAAGUCUGGUACGACCUAGGUACUCUCUAUGAAACUUGUAAUAACCAAAUAGGUGACGCUCUGGACGCCUACAGACGUGCCGCGUCCUUGGACCCAGAUAACCCUCACAUUGCAGAGAGAUUGAUGCAACUAUCCAAAUACGAAAAAGAAGGUGGUGCCCUUCCUCCUCCUGUUCAAACUCAACAUCAACUUACCAUGCCUUCUCACCAGAUGAUCCAGCAGCAGCAGCAGCAGCAGCAGCAACAGCAACAUCAGUUGAACCCUGCUAACGGCUUGCCAUUAGGUCAGCAGUUCCAACUUGGAAAUGCUCCGAACUUAAUCCAUCAGCAGUCAAAUGAACAGCGGGCUCAAGCUGAAGCUCAAAGACAGGCUGAGGUUCAAAGACAAGCCGAAGCCCAGAGACUGGCUGAGCAACAGCAGCAGCAGCAGUUGGCAGAGGCCCAAAGAAAGGCAGAAUUUGAUGCCGAAGAAAAGAGAAAAGCAGAGGCAGAAGCAGAGGCCACCAAAAGAGCUGCAGGAUUACAGAAACAAGCCGAGAUGAAGGCCGAAGAAGAGAAAAAGCAGGCAGAGAAGGUCAAGAAGGAAAAGGCCAAAAAGGAAAAGAAGGACGCUGAAGAAAAAGAGAAAGAGGCCCAGAGACAAAGGCAAAGACAGCUUGAAAUCAAUUCCGAAAAUCGAAAGCAGGCUCAGCAAGAAAGGGAGCUGGAGAUGGAGAAGCAGAGAAAGUUUGCUGAAACCGCUGAAGCUGAGGCUAAGGCCAAAGCUGAGGCAGAUGCUGAGACUGCAGCUAAUGCUGCUGCUGACGCUAAAAUUAAGGCCGAUGAAGAAGCCAGAGAGCAGGCCAGAAUUCACGCUGAAUCCGAAGCUCAAGCUCAAGCUCAAGCUCAGGCCCAGGCUGAAGUUGAAGCUGAAGCUGAAAACCAAGCUAAGGUCCAAGCCGAAGCUGAGGCAGAGGCCAAUGCAAGACAAUUGCUAGAAGCAGAAAAGGUCAUCAAUCAAGAACCAUUGUCAAACGAGAAUGCACGGUUUAUCAAUCUCGAAAAGCUGGAUUAUAUCUCGCCGGCAGGGAAUAAAGGCGUUUGGGAGAUUGCCAGACGUACAACAAGACCGAAAGGGUCAGACGUGGAUGCGGUUAUCAUCAUCCCGACCUUAAAAUACGCCAAUGGCGAUAAUAAGUUGGUUUUCGUCAGACAAUUUAGACCUCCUACUGGAGGGGUCUGUGUAGAGUUCCCUGCCGGUUUGGUCGAUCCGGAAGAUACUCUUGAGGCUUGUGCUUUGCGAGAGCUCAGGGAGGAGACGGGCUACGUUGGAGUCAUCCGUAAGAGAUCUGGGGUUGUGUGGAGUGACCCUGGGCUGAGCGACGCCAACUGCGAGAUUGUCUGGGUAGACGUCGAUAUGGAGCAGGAUGAGAAUAAGACGCCAUUACCACACUGGAUGGACAACGAGGUGAUAGAGGUGAUAACCGUCAGAUUAGACGAGUUGGAGAAGUCCAUGGAAGAAUGGUCUAACAAGGGCUAUCUAAUCGAUGCCAAGAUCCAGACAUUCCUGAUCGGUCUGUGUAUGGAAAAAUGA
Molecule: messenger RNA, 2592 nt
Organism: Pichia membranifaciens NRRL Y-2026
Lineage: Eukaryota; Fungi; Ascomycota; Pichiomycetes; Pichiales; Pichiaceae
Exons: 2
Biological process (GO): regulation of gene expression
Molecular function (GO): protein binding; chromatin DNA binding; RNA polymerase II cis-regulatory region sequence-specific DNA binding
Source: RefSeq, a predicted model, not a curated record